CGUUUCAGGAAAGCUGGCUUGUGACUCCCUCACGACGAAUGCAACGGACAGUGUGACCCUGCUUGGGUUCAAACCUGGUGGGUCAGGUCACAGGAAGUGGGUGAUCUCUCAUGGUUUUUUUUCUGCUUAAGGGACACCUCCUUGACGCGUGACUGCUGCUUUAGCGUUCGGUAACUGAAAUCAGAUAGGGAGCGAAAAGGAAAAUUGAAAGAAUAAAGGAAUACUGAAAACGUGAAGCGUCGAUUGGAGGCAAUGGACGGGGACGAUCAAGGCCAAGGACUCAGUUGCUGAAUCAUGUCGUGCUUGAGAGGCCUCCGAUUGUGGGGGAAGCGAAGAGCGAGAAGAGCCGGUGGUCGUGGAUCUCCCGCAGUUUACGAGGAACUGCCUACGCUACACGCCUAUUAGCUACUUCCGCGAAAGAAACUGUCAGAAGAUCCAUCAACUUUUGCGAAGGUCCAGUCGUCUCACUUGCACCAGGAUGCGUGGGAAGGAGAAUAAGCCACCCACCACUCACUUUGAUGCCCACUUCUGCACUCCAUAUUCACUUCAAUUUCCACUUUGAAUUUGAUCCGGUCUAGGGUUCAACUUCGUGGGAAGAUGCUGUUGGUUGAUAGUUCAGGUUUGUUGAAGAGUGGAGUGGGGUUGAAUUGAGGGUGUUUUUGGAUUAGUGAACUUGUUGGGGUUCAGGUGGGCUGGGUUGGCGAUGGCGGUGGCCAUGGCGAUGGGAGCCUCGGUGGAUGUGAGCCGUGGAACGCGAGGCGCUGGGUUGUGUGUGAGUUCUGGUAGCCCUUAUCAAGCACGUGGACUCGGACUGGUGGUUUUGUCGUUUCCCCGAGCACUGAGAUCCUAUGACCUCAACUCUCGAUGCCGGCGACAGCCACGGAGAGGCCUUGCAGUGCUUAGAGCGUCCAACAACAAUGGUCCUGAAUUCGACGACCAGGACAAGAACGAAGGAAAGAAGGGAUCAGUGGACUGGGACAAGGCUUGGGAGAGCUUCCCCAAGCCCAAGAAGCAAAACCCAUGGACAAAUCUGUUGAAAAGCUUGAACAUAGACAUGGAGCAAUAUGUGAACCGACGUCCAACACACUCCAAUUUCCCACUGUCGGAGGAGACGGAUCCCAUGCGCAAGACAGAGAGGAAGGCAUUGGAUGCGUGGACAGAUCCCAAGUUCACUCUGGCUGGCGUGGGUGUCGUUGUGGGGCUGUUUGUUUACAUGGUGGUGAUCGUCGGACCUCCGCCAUCUUGAGAUUGAAAUCUAGAUUGUAUUGCAUUUUGUCUCAUCAAAUAACCCACUUUUUUGUCUUGAGGCACAAUUGAUACACGAAGGAAAAUCUUACUUUGCUGUGUGCUUUGUUAACUUACAAAUCUGAAUAUAGUGAUGUAAGUGUAGAUUUAUUGUACAUAUAAUCAGGGGGGCAGUGAAUUUUGUUGGUGUUACUGACAUUUUUAUAUGAAAAUUAUUAUUAGUAUUAUUAUUAUGUUUUAUGAUUUUCAACGAU
Physcomitrium patens is the source of this 1499-nucleotide messenger RNA. NCBI's taxonomy places the organism in Eukaryota, Viridiplantae, Streptophyta, Bryopsida, Funariales, Funariaceae. The record is from RefSeq and is a predicted model, not a curated record.